Molecule: messenger RNA, 447 nt
Organism: Lactuca saligna
Lineage: Eukaryota; Viridiplantae; Streptophyta; Magnoliopsida; Asterales; Asteraceae
Source: the annotation of a GenBank genome assembly
AUGCAGAAAUUUGACAACCCACACGUACUUUUCAACGAUGGAAUGGCGAAGUAUUUUAUGAUAAGGGAAGAAAUAACAGGGAAACAAUUGCUUCAAGAUGUAGCCGAUCAGGGGCAGUUGGAUGUGAUCUUCAUUUUGGGAAUGAUGCUAAUGGCCGAAGGCAUUGAAAGGAAGAAAGAAGCUAUGAUCAUGUUAAAUAAUGCCUACGUUAAUACUAGAAGAAGUUGGAAUCUAAGGCAUACCUGUUACAAGGUUCAAAACCACUUGGUAAGGAGAUCAAAGCAGAUAAAAUUCCAUGGCUUACAUAGAAGUUGUGCAAAGCAUCCUUCUGUGAGCAGUUAUGGAACAACUUUUAUGAAAUACAGUUGGUCGCUGAAUUGUGAAAUUUGUUUGUGGGAUGCAUGUUUUGUGAAGUUUGCUAGGAUGUUUGACACUAUUUUUGAGUAG